Molecule: messenger RNA, 2349 nt
Organism: Amoebophrya sp. A120
Lineage: Eukaryota; Dinophyceae; Syndiniales; Amoebophryaceae
Source: the annotation of a GenBank genome assembly
AGUUCCAGCUGACUGUUGACGUAUCUUACUUGAUUUUUCUGUUAGUUUUUCGAUUUACAUCUUCUGAAAAAACUGGCAGAAAAUCCAUCAUAGUUGUAAGUGGUCUGUCGAGUCAAAAGAAUAGCAUAUCAAAAAUGAUUACCUCUUUCCAGCAGUGUCCACAUUUUUGAUUUUCAUCGACGAAGUAUUUGUAGCUGUAAUUCUUGUCAGAAACGCUUCUAAUAUAAUUCGUGCCUUUCCUCGUUGGCGUCUGUUUAACAUUACAUUUACGUUUUCCUGUUGCGCUCCGCUCCCGUAUAAGUAAUUUUAAAAUGGCCGCAGCCUCCUCCUCUUCCACCGCCGUCGAUUCUUCAGGUCCAAGCAAUCCUCUCCCGCAAGACCCGGACAACCCGCGGUACCCGCACCGACAGCAAAUCGAAAAAUUCGUCGCGGACAGCUUCAAGGAAUUUGUCAAGGCGAAAUGCGGGCACUGCGGGAACCGUAUCAACUGUAAAAAUGUCUGGGUCUGGAAACUUGUGAUGCUGGGUGGCGUCUCAUGAUGAGGCCAGAAAUGCUGGCUCAGCAUCACAAGUUUCUGAGCUUCUAGGUGUUGCCUAUUCUGCAUGUCAAACUGCGUUUCUGCAUCACAGAAAAAUAGAGCUCUUGGGUAACUUGCAUGACAGAUUUAAGAGUCAUGCCAAACAAGCAUGACAAACAUGCAUUCUUCCAGACCCGAACAUUUUUACAUUUGAUAAACCGGGCGACGAAGCGAUUCGCCAAGUCAAUGUCCUUUGUUGUCACUUCCAUGGUAGAAUCUUUCUGGUGUCCGGACUAUGCAUUGCAAAUGUGUUGUGGUCUGGAACGAAGAGUGCAAGGUUUGUCAUGCAGAAGCAGAAUAAAUAGGAAGAGGCAACACGUCUUAACAACUCAACAAUUUGGCAUGCUUGGCCGUCAAUGGAGACGUUCUUAGAAUUGUCGAGUCCCGCAUCACAAAUUUCCAGAGCCAUACAUCUUUGCAAUGCAUACACACUGCGGGCGGAUUCUGUGCGAGAACUGCCGGUACAGCAAUCACAACUGUGAGAAGGUGGAUAUGCCUUGCAAAAGUAUCGUACUCGUACUAAUCGCAUUCUUGCAUUACAAAUCUGAUUCCCAAGGUAAAUCAGCAUGACAAAUUCCAUUUUUCAUGCUGAGAAAAUUUGUCAUGCGAUUUCUACUAGAUACUGUACUUUUGCAGUGCAUAGUGGAGCUAGAGAUGGAGAAGCGGAAAAAUCUGACGCCGGAGGAGAUCAAAGCAGACUUGGAAAAAAAAGCUUUGGAGGAGCAAAUAAGGGAGCAGGCGAAGUUAGACGAAGAAUACGCCGAGAAGGAAAAGCUUGCGCAGGGUGUCCAACAGCGAAAGUUUAGAAGAAAAAUCUACGCGCAAAAAGCGAAGAUGGUGGAAGAUUUUUUGCAGCAGUUUCUCCGAACAAACGUCGCGCAGAACAGCAGCGUUGGGGGGCCCGUGCCGGGGAUGACGGGUAAUACUGGACAGGGCGGCGGGGGUUUUGGGGGAAGCGGAGGUGGUGCUACGAUCCCGUCGGUCGUGCGGAAGGAGCUCAUGGACGAUUUGUUUCCGAAAUCGAAGUAUCAACUGCAAAAAUGUCUGGGUCUGGAAACUUGUGAUGCAAGUCCGUGAACAAUAAGUGCUCUGUAAUGCGCCGCCAAGCAUGACAAGUUUUUUCGUGCUUCUGUGAUGCGUAUUUCGCAUGAGAAACUGCGCUUUUGCAUGACAGGCAAGAGGACCUCUUGGUGGCCGCGCAAUACAGAGUGCAGAGUCAUGCCAGACUAGCAUGACAAUCUUCCAGACCUCCCAGACAUUUUUGCAUUUGAUACGAAGACCUUGUCCCUCCAACUUUACAAUGACUACGAACACCCGGCGAGCAACGAGUUACUGAAAGAGGAAUGGAAGGAGGUGCAGCGGAUUUACGCGAGAACUGUGGAGUUGACCGGCAUGCGACUGCGGGAUCCGGAAUCUGGCGGGCCCCUGGAAAUGACGCAUAGCUGGGAGGAGGAAGGCGGGGGAGGGGAAGGAUGACGAGAUGGGGUCGUGGAGGUGGAAGAGUUUGAUGCUCUUGCAAGGCCGAGGGUGGCUUGGAUUUGGGCGAAAGAGAAUAGAAAUGCGCGGCGUUUUGUACCCAAGCAACAGAGACAGGGUGCGCGGACGGAUUUUGAUGAAGAAAACCCCUCGCAGUUUUUUGUGAAAGACAUUUUCCAAAAAUCGUCUCUCUGUCGCGAAGGUUGCUGUCGUGUGUAUAGCCAAUGAGCACGACGAACGCACUCAGAGCUAGCCACUGCCUAUGUGCACAGGGUCGAUAGCGGCUCAAAAUUUUG